Diachasmimorpha longicaudata is the source of this 4231-nucleotide messenger RNA. It is a transcript of the gene eya, whose product is annotated as eyes absent homolog 4. The coding region runs from base 1826 to 3538 and encodes 570 amino acids. Gene Ontology annotation, biological process: negative regulation of extrinsic apoptotic signaling pathway in absence of ligand; multicellular organism development; positive regulation of DNA repair. The record is from RefSeq and is a predicted model, not a curated record. Gene Ontology annotation, cellular component: nucleus. NCBI's taxonomy places the organism in Eukaryota, Metazoa, Arthropoda, Insecta, Hymenoptera, Braconidae. The transcript is spliced from 8 exons. Gene Ontology annotation, molecular function: protein tyrosine phosphatase activity.
GGGAUGAAGACCACGGAAAUUUUUUAACUAUCUCGAAUCCCAACACCUUCUUGCUCGCAAUUUUAUUAAUGUCAGGAAUUUCGUCUGCAAGGAGCACCUUUGCGUGACUCGUUUUAAUUCAUCUACAAGUCCUUCGCUGGAUGUUUAUGGGCCAAGCCACACUGAUAAUCUCCGGACCAUCGCACGCUCUGACAGACGGAAUAAAUUUGUCAGAUAACAAUCGAAAUUUAUUUCAAUCGAGGGAAUUUCUUCGAUAGUUUAUUUUUUUCCACGCUCGUUAAUUCAGUCAGUUGUUCAUAAACUUUGACGUGUUCUUUGUUUCUUCCCCCCAACCCCACACACGUACACACAUACACAUUACCUCUUGAAUAACAUCCGCCUCUUUGUCUCACGUUUUUCGUUUUUUUUUCUCCUUUUUUUUGGCGCGGUGAAUUCCUCUGCUCCUGCAGAACGCGGAGAAAUGCCAUCGCUAAAAGAAAAUGCUGACGGGGUACACGGAGGGAUUAGCCAGGGGAUACAUCUGUUUCCCACGCGUUAGGCACCCUCUGAAGGUGCAAGAAUUAUUAUUAUUAUUGUUGUAAAAUUUCCGAGUAAAAUGUGCAGAAGAUUUUUAAAUAAUAUAAAUUUAUAUUUGUGAAGUAAAAUCAAUUAAAUAAAUUUAAUCCCUUUUCCAUACAUCUGCUGUUCACAUGGGAAAAUACCAAGAGAGAGAGAGACAAAUGACUUUUUUCCGCCCAAUAAUGGAAUUAUCAUAAAUUAUAAAUAUAAAUGUGAAUUACGGAAGAUGAAUAAAAUUCAGUAAGAAAAUCCCUACUUUGGUUCGAUGUUUUGAGAAAUGCGGACCGCUCAUUAGCCAGCUAUUAAUUAAAGCCCAUUAUUCGCACUUGCGCGUUGAAGAUAAAGCGCAUUGUAGUCGAAUGGGAAUGUUAAAAUGUCCAAGACAACGAUAAUUGUCGGAUACUUACUGAAAGAUUGACAAUUUUAUUGUAGCUUUGAUAAAUGCAUUGAAUAUUUAAUAAAUAGACAAUAAAUUUUUAUGUAAAUGACAAUGUUUCUGAGGUAAUGAAGAAGUGAGACAUUUUCACGCAGCAAUAUGGCACAUCCGCUCCAUAUACCUUUUAUUAGGCAACGCGGCAUUAAUUUGACUCGUUAACACGACGUUUUCUAAUUAUGUAGUCCGAGUUGAAUACGAAAUAUACCCGCCAUCAAUGCCAAAUGAAAAUUCAUCGAAUAAACAAUUUUUAAAGGAUCAAUAUAUGGAGAGUAUUUUCUAACUUGUUUACAAUUUAUUAAAUAUUGCCUGGGUAUUUAAUAUUUAAGUAUUGGCCAAAAGUUGUUAAAAACCAUAAUUAUUUUUCAUUUUAUAAAUAACACUUGAGUUGCGAUUACAGAGUGUAAAAUAAAGUUUCAUAUUGCACGGGAAGCGUAGUAACUCGAAUAUAUGAUAACCCAUUGCUUACACGUCUUAUUUAGAUAGACGCAACGUCGUCAAGAAAUCACGAAAUCUCGGGUUACGGCAAUUCUUUUAAUCCAUUCUUCGUUCCUUCUUAUGUGUCACAAGAUAAAUGAUUUUUGUAAAAUAUUGCUAAUCCAAACACGCCACAUGUAGAGGAAAUCCUUUUUCAUGUACAUUAUUGCAAAAAAAUAUACACGUCAAGCCUAAAAAAUAUAGAAAAUUUUUUCGCAUAUUUCAAUAAGAAAGGUCAGAGCGCUGAUGACUCCGAAUGGAUAAAAAAUUUGGCAACAUAAAAAAUGCCAUGUUGCUAGUGUGGAGCUAGAGGUGAAUAAGGGCCCUCCUCAUUGCCAUUGGCUGAGGCUUCUAAGGAUGGAACACGCCUCCCUGAUGUCAUUCGCAAGCAAGCUUGGCCAGUUAAAUAUCAGCGGUAUUUUACCAACAAAUAAUUCAGGGACAAAAUUCAAGCUGAGUGAUAUGUUAACCGAGGAUAAUGACCCGACAAAACCAGCUGGGGUGUUAGACAAUGUUGGUAACGUAUCGUCAUCGACGGAGGCUUCGGGACAGGGUCCACGCAAUUCUAAUAAUGAAAAUUUUCCGGUAGAAACCGAGGUCAAAAAUGAAGUCCAGGAUUGUCCGGAUAAUGAAAACUUGCCCGAUGGUGAAUUAUACGUCGAUGAGAAUGCCGUUGAGAAAGAGCAUCCGGAAGAGUAUCCGGACUCGAUGGAAAAGACAGACUACAGUACUUUGUACGGAGCAAAUCAGUAUUAUAAUAGCCUCUAUAAUUCACCCUCGUACGGCUCAACCAACUCUACCAAGAAUUCCACGAGUCUUCAGAGCUCCUACCUAAGCUCAUACACGACGCCAAGUCCAAUGGCACAAUAUUCGUCGUAUACUGGUUACAAUAGCAGUGGUACAACAUUUCCAUCGGUGAGCCAGAACAUAUCGAGCGCAAGCCAGAAAUUGGAUUACAGCGCAUACAGCAGUACUUGUUUGUACGGAAAUGAUCGUGUGCCAUUGCAGUACUCCGGGUACUAUCCAAUGCCGGGCUAUCACACUACUUCUGCAUUCAAUAUUGGCAAUUUGAAUUUUUCGGAAUCCACCAAAGCCGGUCUUGGAUUAGAUGCGCCGCAUCAGGAUCCAAAUGAUAUUACAGGACGUGAAGCUGUUAAUAUUGAAGGGACGUCGGCGAAGCCCUGUAGACGUGGUAGACGGCAAAGCGGAAGUGGAAACAGUAUAGGCUCGGCGGAUACAACUGAAGCCGGACCAGAUCGAAUAUUCAUUUGGGACCUCGAUGAAACCAUAGUUGUAUUUCACUCACUUCUCACUGGACAAUUCGCUGCCAAACACGCCAAGAGCCCAGAGUUGUUGGUACAGCUGGGCUAUAGAAUGGAGGAGAUGAUAUUCAAUCUAGCCGAUACACACUUUUUCUUCAAUGAUGUUGAGGAGUGUGAUCAAGUGCACAUUGACGACGUAUCCUCCGAUGAUAAUGGUCAGGACUUAUCUUCGUAUAAUUUCUCAACCGAUGGUUUUCAAUGCGCAUCGGUGAACAACGGGGCUUGUUUCUCCUCUGGAGUACGCGGUGGUGUCGAUUGGAUGCGAAAGCUCGCAUUUCGAUACAGAAAAAUUAAAGAGAUAUACUGCAACUACAAGAAUAACGUUGGGGGAUUGCUUGGCGCAGCUAAGCGUGAGCAGUGGUUACAAUUGAGAGCUGAAAUUGAAUUGGUUACGGACAAUUGGCUUACAUCAACAAUCAAGUGCUUAAGUCUCAUUAGUAAACGCAGUCAUUGUGUUAACAUCCUUGUUACAACAACAAAACUUGUACCGGCACUGUCCAAGGUCCUGUUGUUUGGUAUUGGGGGAUUGUUUCCCAUUGAGAACAUUUAUUCGGCAUCUAAAAUUGGGAAAGAAAGCUGCUUUGGUCGUGUGGUAGCUAAAUUUGGUAGAAAAUGUACGUACGUCGUGAUAGGUGAUAGUUCAGAUGAGGAGACGGCUGCCAGGGCGCACAAUUUUCCAUUCUGGAGGAUAAACAGUCACUCUGAUACCCAAGCUCUCUACAAUGCCCUUGAAAUGGGCUUUCUUUAAUGAGAACGAAAAAGAAAAAAAAAAUAUAUAAUAUAUAUAUAUAUAUAUAUAUAUUAUAUAUUUAUAGCCUAUAUAUAUAAAAUAUAUAAAUAUAUAUAUAUAUUGAGAAUUCUAUCGCGACCAACUUAAUGUCAUUCCUAUGAAUAGUUUUUUAAUUAAGUGAUUAUUAUUGUAAGUAGCGGAUCGAUGCAAAUCACGGAAGAAAUUUAAUCGAUCAAUUCAGGGUCCACAAAUGAUGAAGGAAAAUGUAACGAAAGUAAUGUCAAAGUGUACGAAAAAUUUAUUGCGUGGGGAGAAUUUUUUAAAUGAGACACUUAGCGAGCUUCUACGUGUAUAGAAAAGAUGAAUUUUAUCGAGAUUAUAACGAUUUAUGUGUUUAGUACUUAAAGAACGAGAGGGAGCUGUGGAUAUCAGUGGUUAAGUGGUAAAAGGAAUUACUGUACUUUUCAAUAUCCAGCCAGUUUUUUCUGAGUAAAUCAAAAUGGACGAACAAUAUCAAGUAAAUAUUAAGCUAUUUAUCACUUCACCACUGACCUCAAAGAAUUAAUGUUUUAUUCGAAAGAAACAAAAGAAAAAUUGAGGAGCAGUGAAAUUUUGUUCAUCAACCUUCCUGUACCAUAUCAAGCAAAAUAAUUUCUUUUACAUUGUUGAUAAAUCUAUUCAAAAAAUAAAGAAUUAAAUAAGAACGACAAA